AUGGCUAAUUCAGAUUAUGUUGCGACGUUGAAGAUUCUAGUAAUCGGGGAGAGUGGUGUGGGUAAAUCAAGCAUAAUCCUAGCGUUCACAACGGGAGAUUACAAUGCAUCAUUCCCGGCCACAAUUGGAGUUGACUAUAAAUGUAAGGUGAUGGAUGUGAACGGAGUCAAGGUUAAGCUUGGUAUCUGGGACACUGCUGGACAGGAACGCUACCGGACAUUGACCUCCAGUUUUUACAGAGAUGCACAUGGUGCUAUUUUAGUUUACGAUGUGUCUGAACCAAAAUCCCUUGCAAAGUUGAAUGAAUGGGUUGAAGAACUGCAAGUAUACUCCACAAAGAAGAACAUAGUCUGCUUAGUAGUCGGAAACAAGAUUGAUAAACAUAACCGCGCAGUACCACGGGAACAAGGACAGGCGUUUGCACAGAAACACAGAAUGCUGUUCAUCGAGAGCAGUGCUAAAACACAGGAGGGAAUCAGCCUUGCUUUCGAGGAACUUGUGCAAAAGAUCAUAGAGACUCCAGGACUUUGGGAGUCAGGAGGCUCUUCAUCAAACAUCCGCAUAUCACACGACGAGAGGAGACAACAGGAGGAAUCUUCAUGUUACGACUACACCUGCACGAUUUAG
This is a messenger RNA of Spodoptera littoralis (African cotton leafworm), 627 nucleotides long. The record is from the annotation of a GenBank genome assembly. NCBI's taxonomy places the organism in Eukaryota, Metazoa, Arthropoda, Insecta, Lepidoptera, Noctuidae.